CGACACCACACUCUUUAAUUUUUUUUUUUGCUUAUGCAAUUUGCAUUGACCCUCGGUUGUAUAUUUGUGCUUGGAUGAAGACGUUUGGACAAAAAAAGUACUGUAAUUUCUAAAUAAACAUAACUCGGGGUUAAUCAAUCACGCGAAUGCCUGCUGCAUUUCCGCUUCCGGUAAGUGGAAAGACGCAUUUUUUGGCGUGGCUUUAGCCUCGUUCUGAAAGAAAUAUCGAGCAGGACCAUGUUGACUGAAGGUCGGAUUACGAGGAGAGUGAUUUUGUAGAGGGAAACUGAGAAAAUCACCAUGCCUUUGGUGCAUUUAGCUGACCCUUGGCAGAAAAUGAAAGUGGAAGAGGAGAUGGAGGUGAAUUUCUUCAAAUUCUGCUGUAGCAUCCCCGAAUUUUUCAAUUUCGAAUGAAAGAUUGAAGCUCACUCGAAUUUUUUCAAAUUUCCGUUUUCUCAGGUCGCAGACGAAGAAAUGACCGACGUAAAUAAAAACGGAGUAAGCUGGUUUCUGCCCAUAUUGCCGACUAUCUUGUCAAGCUUAUGUGUUUAGUUCAUAAAUUUCAAUCCUGAAUUCACUGAAAUUUCUUCUGUGCAUAGCCUGUCGAAGAAGAGAGAUCGUCCCUCAUCGAUGUAUCUGAGGAAGUCGUCAACUCAAAAGCCUGUCUGAAGGCAGACCCGUCACAAUUUGAGCUACUCAAAGUCCUAGGACAAGGCUCUUUUGGCAAGGUAAUUUCGUAUAACUCAAUUUUAUUUGCAGCUGCAUUUUUUAGUGUUUUUUUUAGGGUAACUGUUGUUGAAGCGCGUUUGAUCAUUGGCGCCAUUACUGAGCGAAGUGCUGCAAUCUACAAGGCUUUAUUGACCUUCUCGCGCUUUAAAUUAUCUUUAUUCAUUGUUGCUUUUACUGUUUAUACACUCCUGCAGUUUAACCAUUAUUCAUCAUUAUGUUAAAUAGGAGGAAAACGUUUUAUUAGUACUGUCUACUUAGUCAUUAAACCGCCUUGUUUCAGGUAUUCUUGGUGCGCAAAUUAACUGAUACGGACCGAGGAAAUCUGUACGCAAUGAAAGUUCUCAAAAAGGCGACCUUGAAAGGUAACUUAAGCUGGUUAAAAAUUAUGUUUGUUGUUGCUCGUGAAUGUUUAGUCGCCCUGAGAUUUUCAAGAUGUUUUUACCUCAAAGUUCAAAUUCUGGAAAACAAUUAUCUUUAUCUUAGGGUUUUAAAGAACAGGUUGAAAAUUUAAGCUUAUUUGCGUGAGAAGAAGCUGAAAUGUACAAAGUUGAUAUUGAUGGUAAUAGGCCCUGUCUUCGACUUUGACCGGCUUUUGGGCGAUAAAUAUCUUUCAGCGUUCUAGCGUCCGUAGAAAUGUAGAUUUUCGAAAUGUAGCUAAAUAUGCGUUAAGUUAUCUAAGCUUAUAUUUUAUCACAAAUCAGAUUUUCAAUAUCUGUUGAGUUAUAUCUCUGUAAUAUUGGGUAUUUUGACUUAAUGCCCUUUCUGUAUGCGCAUUUAUUUUAUGGUUGUUGCUCUUUUUCUUCUUGUAGUUCGUGAUCGAUUAAGAACGAAAAAAGAAAGGGAUAUUCUUGUGGAUGUUCAACAUCCAUUCAUAGUUAAACUUCGCUAUGGUGAGGCUGGUUUUCAAAUUUUAUGUUGUUUUACAUUCCUCUCUCUGACUACUCGUUUGCUCUUGACCUUACUAGAGUAAAACUCUGAUGUAAAUUUAAUUCCUUCUAUUGUGAUCCUGAUUAGAUCUUGUAAUGACAACACUAACAUUUGUAUAUUGUACCGUAUUAUAAAGCAACUUGAAAAUCUUAUAAGCAGCCAUAGUUGGGAAAGUCGUAGAGAGGAAUGCUUCUUGUCAACCACGUCACAUGUAGCUCUUGCUUUUUUUCCCUGUGAAAUUGCCAUUUACUUGUAAUAUAAUAUCCUAAUUCAGUAAUAUAUUGAGAGCUACUAUGUGGUGGCUUUUUGAAGGCAACCUUUUAAAGUAUUCGUAGAAUUCAUAGGUAAAUUCCAUCCAGCAGCUUGGGAGCAAAGUGGUAUUAAAAGAAAAACAAAGUACUCUGGCAUUUGCUUUCUGGAGUAAUUCAAAUGAGCAAAUGAAACAGCUUUACCCUGAGAUUUAGAACACUUAAAAAUCUAACAGAAUUCUUUCUUUUUCAAAUGGAAAUUCCUUAAGCAGAGUGGUGUAAAAGUUAUUUUACUGGCACAUAAGAACUGUUGUCAUUGGCUAAUAAAAAACUGUUCAACAACAACUUAGCUCUCCAAAAUUUAAAACUACAGCACUGAGUAAAUAAUAAAAGGUGAAUGCAAUGAGGCUUAGCAACUCCUGAUCAGAGUUCAAGCUCUCUUUUAGCAUACACAAAGCAAAUUUGAAUGAGUAUUUAACAGUUUAUCAUGUCACACACUUACACUUAUUGAUCGUUGACAUCUAAGUGUUACUUUGUUUAUUUCAAUGUUAGCUUUCCAAACAGAAGGCAAAGUGUACCUUAUACUUGAUUUUCUAAGAGGAGGAGAUUUAUUUACAAGACUUUCCAAAGAGGUGAGUAACAUACAUGUGCAUGUAAUACUUUGUAAGCCUUAAUAGUUUACCUUGCGCCACCACUGCUCUUUAUUAUUUACUUCAUGCUGGUAUUAAUUUUGUGUAAUGUUCACCUUCAAUUAAGUUGUCAUGAAUAAAUUAAUGAAUGAAUGGAUGAAUGAAUGAAAAUAAUUUUGUAAAUGAGUUGAUUAAAGAUGUUCCCUCUUUACAUUCUACUGUAACAUGUUAACAUUAAGCUUCGAUGUCUGCAUACAAUAGCACCACUGGCAGUUGCUAUCAGUCUGUUUAUGAUCUUACUGUUACUGACCCUUGCCACGAGGUGAAUGAGAUGUAUUAGUUAGACCACACCAGGGCUCAAAGUUUAAAUUUGAGUUGGGGAGCGCUUGUGCUACCAGAUGUAAAUUUUUAGGCGCAUAGCUGAAAAUUCUAGGAGCACAGCUUACAAUGUUGGGAGCAUCUAUUUCAAAAGAAGAAGCGCCACUUUAUAUGUCAUUUUCAGUUUGUUACUGUUAUUUCAGUCCUGUGAUUGAUAAAACACAGCCAAUUUGCUGCACAGUAAUACCAUCGUGAUUUUUAGUACUAAUUUCUCUUUUUGACAGUACAGUUGUGACCAAAGAAAACUUACACUUGAAAAAAAAUCAAAACAAAAAAAGAGUACGUCAAACAAGUAUGAAAAUUUGUCUUUAAUGAAUUUGUUAAAAGCGCAAUGACUUACAUGUAACUGGAAUAUGAGUUAAAAACUUUCUUCCCUGAUUAAAAAAAGGCUUUUAAUCCACACUCUUUUUGUUUGGACUGUUGUUGGGAGAAAGGACAGAAAGGAAGACAAUGUAACUUAGAGCCUGGUUGCGUUUUACUUUCAUUGCUUGAAGUUACUGUUUAGCGUCUUUCUAGUUUGAGUACGUAAGUAUGGUCGGAAGCAGGUCAGUUGCACUUUGCUUUGGGUUUUAUGGUGCACAGGUGCGAUUACACAUGGAUUUUUAGGUGCACAACCAAAAAUCCAGUGGCAUAGGUGACCAGUUAGUCGUCAACUUUGAGCCCUGCACACCAUUAGGAAAUGUCCCCUUCUCUUUUGAGACGGUAGUGUGGAUUCCUUUACUUCCCCUUCGAUUUGAUCAUGAAGAUGUCAUGGUAUCCCAUGCACUCGAUAUGCUGCUGCUCCUCAUAUAAAUAAUUAUAGUAUUGUGCUCUGUCAUGAUAUAGUUGUUUUGGAAAAUUUGGAUCAAAAUGAGGUAUUACAAAAAAACUGCAUGUUGAAUUAAUUCCUGUGAUAUUUUAUUUUACUGGGUUCUCAUUAAGUUUUAAAGUAGACAGCUAGGAUGUGAAAGCAGGCAGCUUGGCAGUCAAGUGUUGUAGGCAAUUUGAGGCUUUCUCUUUUUCACUUUACCCAUGUGCGCUCCAAAGUAGAUGGCUCAGACCUCAAAGUAGCCGGUUUUUUGGCCGGUUGCGGGCACUUAAUGAGAACCCUGUAUUUAAUUUUUGGAUUGUGUAACCAGUAAUCUGUUACUAUGUCACCAUAUGAUGACCAUGUUAUUGAGAGAUGAAUCAUCAAUCUAGCUUUUGAUUCUGUGUGCAAAAUCCUAUUGGGUUACCAUUCAAAUGAAAUGUCUUUAACAGAUCUCUUGCAUGGUUCUAUUUAUUUAAUAGGAUUUUUACAAAAGCAGGGUGCAAAGAAAAUCAUUUUUAGAGCUUGCCAUUUGGGCAAGCUGAAGCUAGCAUUUACUAGCCCUGACGUCAUUUCAACUAGCCCCAAAAGCUUUUCGUCGAGCAGAAUUGAUUUCGCACUUCUUCUGUUUUUCGAAUUCCUCAAAGAACAUCACUUGCCCGUCAGGCAAGUUAAAAACAGAUUUCACUAGCCCGAUAGCAAAAUCCACUAGCCCCAGGCUAUCGAACACUACUUUCUUUGCAUGCUGAAAAGAAGUAAUUUGAAAGAUUUGGAAUUUUUGCCUUUAUGGCCUCUAUUGCGAAUAGAAGGGUUUAUCUAAUGAUAUUAAUUGAACAAUAUUACUAUUAAGUUUGUGUAAUCCUUUUGUUUUACUGUUUGGAUACAAACCAAGUGGUUAAUACAUUUUCUCCGCAGAUAAUGUUUACUGAAGAAGAUGUAAAAUUUUACCUUGCUGAGUUAGCAUUAGCACUGGAUCAUCUUCACAAAAUAGGAAUUAUUUAUAGAGAUCUCAAACCAGAAAAGUAUGUUAUGCAUAACAUUUCCUGAAAUAGUUCACAAAUAUUUGAUGUGGUUCAAAUAAUUUUUUUUGGUUUAAAAUUAGCAAAACUACGUUAAAAUAAUAUUGUCGUUUUCCUUUGUUUUUAAUAGAUUGAUACAAACUUAAGGAAAAACCAAAGUGGUUUGAAAUCCUUAAACCAAAGAAUAAUAAUUGAACCACCACAUAUUAUUAUAAAUUAACUUGCCAAGUUGUUUCCUAUUUUGAGCACUACUUUUAGGUUUUGAAUAAGUUGGUUAGCAACUAAACCUAUAUGUACAUGUAUGUUGUCCAACGCAACAAUUUGCCUGUGGUCUAAACCUCUUAUUUUUCGGAUUACCUUGAACUGUGGUGAGCAAUUAAUAAUUUUAACUAAGAGUUUAGGCAUUGUUUUUAUUCAUGAGUCUUUGUUUCCCAUGUGGAACAUUGAUUAAGCGAGUUAAUAUUUUGAGUCUGGUAUAUUAUUAUAUGUGUGUUGACCAUAAUUAACUUGGUUGCUUGGUGAUGAUACAUGUAUUCAGAAAAGGAUUAGCUAAAAAUAACCACCCAUUCUCAAAUUUAAAAAUAUUUAAUAAUGUGCAGUUGGUCACUUGCCAAAUUAAUUUUAAAUCUCAAGGUGGCAAAUUAGCUGCCAUUAUAUAAUUAUAUUCACCAUGGCUAACAAAAUGAUUACAGCGUGGACAAUUUUGCCUAUAUGAGGGUCUUGAUCAUGUACAAAUGUAAGCUGAUUAAGGGAUCUUGUAUUUAAUGUUUAAAAAAUAGAUGAUGCAUGUAGACAAAAUUGAAACAUUUUUUCUCUGCAAUAUAAUUGAUGAAUAUACAUACACCACCAUAACAAUCCAAAACUCUUUCUAAGUAUCCAAGUACCAUAUGACGCACCUCAAACUUUUCAACACGAUUUCUUUCAACUUGAUAAACUGAAAAUUAAGCUAUGUAAAAUACCUAGCUAUAAGGUGCAAUCUAAAAUUAUACAGUUGAUAGCUUUCUGUAUCAUCAGACUACAUCGACUUUAUAUUUUAGUCAUUGUAAAGCAGUAUCAAACAUCAUCACAUCAAUAUAAAAUGUAUAGCAUUGAAUUCAGUAUUAUACCGGAAAUAGAUAGAAUGUUUCACUUAACCUUUCUUUUUUAAUUCUUAAUCUUUAAUUUUUUUUCAGUAUUUUACUAGAUGCUUCUGGCCACGUCACGCUAACAGGUUUGUGUCUUUCAAUACUUGGUUAACACCCAGAAUAAACUGUACAUUUAGACAGCUUGAAUUAAAUUAACCCUUCAAUUGUGCAAGGCUUACUUUGCAAAAGUUGUUUUCAGAAAGUGUAGACACCCUCGUUUUUGUCUACUUGAUCUGUUUUUUUUUUAAUGACACAUACACUAUCUGCUUGCUUAUUAUAAAUUUUGUUAUUGAUAUUUUCUUGGUGUUUGGUUCAGAUUUUGGGCUUUCAAAAGAGUCUGAAUAUGACCAGAAGACUUAUUCAUUCUGUGGAACAGUGGAGUAUAUGGCCCCAGAGGUAGGUCACAUAUUUGUUGGAAUUUAAGAGGAAGGUGAUAAAAUUUGAGUAGGUGGCAGCAAAGUAGAUUGAAAGGUGCAGAGUGCUUUCCAUGUGGCACACCCAUGUGUGGGGGUACUGUGGGUUGGGGAAGUGGGGGCCACCCUCUUUUCCCAUAAUGGAAUUUCAAUUAUUUAGUUAGCCUUAAAAUGCAUUCCAGAACAAACGGUUAUGAGUAUGGCUCCCUUAUUUAUUCACAUUUGCUUUAUUUUAUGUCCUAAUAAUAAUUAUGAUGUUUUUAUUGAACAAAAACGUUGAGAAACAGAAAUUAAUAUCAUCAUAUACAUGUAGUGUAAUACGAAGGAUUUAUUGUUACACUUUAAAAGAUUUUUUGGUGAGUAGGUGGUUCUUCUGUUACAACAAGUUUUUUCUGGAUCAUGGAAGCUUCAGGGGAAUAAGAGAGUCUUAUGAACUCAGUGAAUAUUCUUCAAUGUACACGUGCACCUGUAAACAUUUGCAACAGCGAGUCAAAGGGUGUGGAGAUUUUUAUGCCCAACAGAUUUCCCAAGAUGUUCAAAGUUUUUUUAAAUACAUUGCAAGGGAUGACAAAAUUUUUACUUCUCUUGGAGUGUGCUUUUCAUAAUGAGAAUUGAAGUUCAAGAUUAUUUUGUAGGCAUGAAUAUAAGACCCAAGGUGGUAGACUACAGUAAGAACUCACGUGUAAGAACCUAGAAUUUUGGAGGUCAGGCUGAACAGUUUCUUAUAUUUUGGGGUAUUUUUCCAAUAACAGGCUGAUUAAGUUCUUAGUAGGUUCUUAUAUUUUUGCAUAAGUUAUUAUAGUGAUAGCAUUCAUUGAUCUGCAAUAGUACUUAUGCUAUAAUUGUAAAGCAUUUACAAAAAUGUCGAGCCUUGUUGUCGAAACAAGUCCUGUAUCAUGGGCCUGGAGUGUUUUUUUUAUAUAAGAACCUAUUUUUCUUUGUCAAGCUGAAUAGGCUCUUAUAUUUUUGGGUAUUAAAAUGCAAAAUUUGAGCCUGUAGGUUUUUAAAUCACGAGGUUCUUAUACGCGGGUUUUUACUGUAGUACAAGAGUUGAGAGGACCAUAAGAAAGUUACAUUCUUUGAAAUGUAAGUUACUCAUGAAUGUUCAAUUUAUUGUAGGUUGUAAACAGAAGAGGCCACUCACAAGCAGCAGACUGGUGGUCAUAUGGAGUUCUCAUGGUAUGAAAAACGCUUUUUUCUGUACAGUUUAACCCUUUAAGCCCCAAUAUCCACUUACAAAUUCUCCAAACUGAUCUCUAUAUAUUUCCUUGAAGAAUGAGUUGAGAGAAUUUGAUAAAAGAUCAAGCGAUUUUCUCUUAUGUGAUCAUUUUAUUCAUUCUCAUAACCUAGUCUCUUGACAAUGUAUGGAUAUCAUUGGGGGAAAAUUGAUGUUGGUCACUAUUGGGACUUAAAGGGUUAAGUCACAAUAGUUGACACUAUUAUGUCAUUUUACCAUAUAAGGCCAAGAGAACGCGCGCAAAAUACGAGGCCGUAAUACACUGUUGUGUGCUGGUUUAACCAGUUUACAACAGAGUGAAUACCGGCGGAUGCAAAAGGAGCAACUAGGGCUGAACUCAACGAACCGGCGGACGAACCUAAUUUGACUUGUUUGGGCCCUUUGGACUUGACUUUUUUACUGACCAGGAACUUUUAUUGACUAAACUGACUUAACUGAACAGACAGAACAAACAGAAAUUGGACAACUCAGUGAUGAAGACAUUGACAAUUUUAUUACUGACAACUGAAACAAAAACAGAACUAAGAAGACAGAAAGUGACCUUAACGUAUUUUGCAGGUGGGCAAAAACUUUUAGCAAAACAAGAACUCUUGAAAACAUAUAUCAGAGCAAGAACUUGACAAACUUUUAGCUCACUUUGUUUUAAACAUAGCUAAGCAAAACGGGGACAAAUAUGAACCUGACACAUUGACGUCUCUGUUACAGAGUUUCGACCAUUUAUUGGGGGAAAAAGAAAAAACAUUACAGUAUACUCACUGACAGACAGUUUGCAAAGGCCAGAGAAGCUGUGUCUCGCAAACAAAAGCAGCUUCGCCAUGCUGGCAAAGGGCAAAAGCCAAACAAAGUGCUUGGACUAAGUGAAACUUAGUUUCAGAACUUGUGGGAAGAGAAACAACUAGGAUGCCACACACCACAUUACAAAGCCUUUUUUUUACGUACAGUAUGGUUUAACAACACCAUGUUAUUUACAGCUCUUUUUGACCCAGCAUUUGUUUGGGAUCAGGUGUUGACCUUUCUACCAUGUCUUGAAAAACUGCAAUGUCAAAAUCUGAUAGUUUUCACUUUUGUAAAUUUUCAGUAUGAGAUGCUGACUGGAGCUCUGCCAUUUCAAGGCAAAGACAGAAAAGAUACAAUGAACAUGAUCUUAAAGUGAGUGAAAUAUAUGCUUUGCAUUGCUUUGGUGGGGAAAAGAAGCAAGUGUAAUCUAACUGAUGAGUUGUAACCUAAUCUUUUUUUGGUAACAACAGGGCCAAGCUUGGCAUGCCACAAUUUCUGUCACAGGAUGCCCAAUUUUUACUAAGACAGCUUUUCAAGCGAAACCCUGCAAAUAGAUUAGGUAAGUACAAGUAAGUACAAACUUAUAAAACUGAAGAAAUUCUUCCACAAAAUAUGACUGGAGUCGAAGUGCUUGCUAACUAAUAUUUGAUCAUAAUAUUAUUAAAUAAUAUUUAAUAUUUAACUAUUGAGCUACACAGUAGCUUGAAUUGAAUCUUCAUUGUCCCUGCUGCCAGUUCCCUUUGGAUGGGCUUUCCUUUCACUAGAUAUUUACUAUGCUUGAAGUGUCAUGCCAAAAAGUAUGAACAACACUGUUGGUAAAAUAAAAAAUUUUAACAUUUAACAAUAAUAGCUAGUAGCAGUAGGCAGGGAGAUCAAAACCUUUUUAUUUUCUUUGCCUUGUCUGAGCCAAAUCUAAAGUUCUUUCUCCCAGAAUAAUUGUCAUUGGUUAUUUUAGAUAUGCUUUGGGAGAUGUACUUGGUAUGUGCAUUUGAGCUAUAUUAUGUGAUAGGCGCCUUUUUCUGUCAUAAGUAAGGAGUUCACAGGUGUUAUCAGUCGUUUUAUGUGGCAUGUACAGUGUGGGUUUUCAGCGGUCAGCUACUUUCAUGGUGCUGGUUAAAUAUUCCUACAUCUGAUGUUUUUCUAGGUUUUGGUGAGAAUGGUAUAGAAGAUAUCAAAGCUCACGAUUUCUUUAAAUCCAUCGACUGGGAGGUAUGUUGUGUUCCAUCAGUCUUACUUUUUUGGGUGUAAUUUUGAAAAAUAGUGCUAAAAGGUUCUUGAUGUACAUGUAACAAAAAAGUACAAUGUUGGGCAAACCAGCCUGUAUGUGGAUGUUUAGUACAUUUUUAGGUUUGAGUGACAAGUCACCUGACAUUGGGACAGGUUAAAGCAACAAUCUGUGCUCUGUGCAUUGAACCAUGAUUUUGUGAAGCUCUUCUUCUCUGUGACCUUUGUAAUUUGUGUGACUAGAAAUUUUUUCAUUUCUAUAUGACAGAAAUUAUUCAAAAAAGAGCUCAAACCGCCAUUCAAGCCUGCUGCUGGAAGAGCAGAUGAUGCAUUUUAUUUUGAUCCUGAAUUCACCUCCAAGACACCUCAAGGUACAUUGUGUUUACCUGUUAUUAUUUACUGUUGGCCAAUUAAGUUAAUGAUAAAUUGAAAACAACUAAUUGUGAUAAGACAAGCGAGCAAUCCUGGCAAGCCGGCAAUCAUCAGUGUUGGAGCAAGAGUGUUGUAUCCUCUGAAACCUUGCCCACGCUCCCUAACAGUUGGUUUUUACUACCUUAUUGGUAAUUAAUUUUGUGUGUCUUUAAUUUCGUGUUUCCUGCAAUUGUAAAAAUAUCUCAAAAUUAAAGACCUGUGAAAUUUAAUACACUUAUAGAAAAUUCAAAUAACAGUUGACAUGUAAUAGCAACGAUACAAAAAUGUACUUAUUGACAAACACAAAUUGCUUUCUGGUUUUACUGGUAAGCUCCAUUAUGUAUCCUCUGUUUUGAAAUGACCUUAGUUUGCAAAGAUUUCAAACAUUUCUUGUUUGAGUUUAUCUAAUUUUCUUAAAGGUUCAGACUUUUAAAUGAAGUUGGGAACACUUAAGUCACGAAAUUUAAUUCCCUAUUUUUAUGUUUACUUGUUAAAAUUGUGAGAACAAAACCCCGCAAAAUACUGUCUUGCCAAAAUCGUGAAAUUAAGUACCUGCAAAAUUAAGAACCAUUAAUAAUAGGAAGUCUAUAACUGUUAAAACUUCAGGGAAUUUGCUCUUUCAGUUGUCUUAUCCUACCCCUUCAUGGACGAUUCCUGUUUGGUACUAAUCUUGAGAAUUUGACCCACAUUACUACCCUACUGGGCCUGAGUAGUCAACUACAUGUACAUACAUUUAACUUUGUAUAUUGCAGUGAACUAAAGCCCUUUCAAUCUAAACUUGCUCACCUCAAACUCUCCCUAAUGCAAACUAAUACUAUUCUACUUUCCUUUAUAAGAAAAUCUUCAUUUUCUGGUUGUUUUGUGUAGAUUCUCCUGCCGUCCCUCCCAGUGCCACUUGUCACCAGCUGUUCAGAGGAUUUAGUUUUGUUGACCCAUCACUUGUAGAAGUAAGUAAAGUGUUACAUGAUUGUUUGACAACAACAGCAAUUACAACAACAACAACAACAACAACAACAACAGCCUUUAUUGCAUCAAGAGAAAUUCUACAUUUUAUGAUAGCUUAUGGUAAGGAAAAAAUGAGGUUACCAAAAAAAUUGAUGAAUGAGGUUGUUAUGAAGCACUUUGUCUCAGGGAAAUUUCUUCUUACAUACUGACUACAGAAUUUGUGGAUUUUGGAGGCUGUAAUUUAGAAUCAGGAUCAAAUGCCAGCCUAGUACUCAACUUGGGUAGUUUUGGAGCUGACUAGAUUUUUUUGGGGGGGAAAUCUCUAGGGGGUAAAUGGUUUAAUACAUGUAGCUAAUGAUGUUUUAUUGAAACAGGAAGAGCAAUCACAAUUGACAUCCAACGGAUCAGACAAAAUGGAGACAGACCACAAAGUAGGUGUUCUGCUAGUUUUGGAUCAAUGUUUUCACUUAGUCUGUGUCCUUAAGACAACUUUAAGUUAAUUUUAUUUUUAUCAUUGGAGUAAAUGUCUUCUGUUACAAAAGUAUACCCACCACUGUCCUUUCUAUAUUUGUUGUUUGGGAUGUACAUAAAGACAUUGUAAUCGUGGUGGUCAAAAUAGUUUCAGUCUGUCUCCUGUGAUUAGAUAUUUUAUGUCUAUGGAAAAAUCUUCAUGUUUAUUUUUGCUCUCUCUUUUGUAGCCUGUACCGACAAAGUUUCAGAUUAGGACAACAUCAAUCCUUGAGGAGUAUGAAAUUAAGCAGGUGAAUUUUGUAUAAAAUAAUGUUGGUUGUAGUUGCACAUCACACUUCAUCGUUUUUCUGGCAAAUGCUUUAAAAUGCCAUAGCCAAGAGCAAAGUCACAUAUGGAAAUAGGCAAAACAUGAUAAAUUUGACCCAAGUAUCUUUUUUGCCAUUCAGAGACUCUUCUCUGGCUGUGAGGGGCCCAAAUACUUGUCAGCCAAACAAGAAAAAUAGGUGGAAUGCAGAUGAUAGGAGAUCUACCCGUCUAGUAACUGUAUUCACUCCUCCUCUUGUGCCCAGUAAAUUAGUGGUAAUUGUCCUUUUUUCCUCUGUUGUAGGAAAUUGGAAGGGGGUCAUAUUCAGUAUGUAGAAAAUGUAUUCACAAAGUGUCUGGAGAGGAGUAUGCUGUUAAGGUACGUAAGGGCUGUGCCAUUUCAAAAAUCUCAUGAAAACCACGAAGGAACUUUUUGGUGGGUAAGGGAGUUUGGUGAUUUAUUUUGGGCUCAGUUUUGGGCAGGACUUUUUUACCAAAAAUAUAUGACUAACAAGCCUAUGGAAUAUGAAAAAAAAAUAAGGUAAGGUAAAGGCGAAUACAAGUCAAAGGCCGGAGCUUGUCCCGGUUUCCUUAGCAUGAAGUUUGCCUAGGAGUAUUGCUACUCCCCACUGGAUGGGAUGCUACUUCAUUGCAGGGUUACCCCUAGCAGUAUGUUGUUGGUACCCAUUUAUACACUUGGGUGAAGAGAGACAAAUUGGAGUAAAGUUCCUUGUGUAAGGAAACAACCUGACGGGUGAGACUUGAACCCUGGACCUCCAGAUCUGGAGUGUGAGGCGUUAACUGCUUAGCCACUCAUGCCUCCACCAAAAAAAAAUAUAUUUUGUUUGCACCAAUUCAGUUUGCAGGAAAUUUUUUUUCCUGAAAUCACCCUUGAACUCUUCUCUCCACACAUAUUCUAUGAAUUAUUUACUGAAAUCAACAUACUCCCUUUAACAGUCAAAUGAUAGGGGUGUAAGGGACAGAACAGUGAUGACCCCGAAUGUCAUCUAGAUUAAGUCCUGUUAUCCAAACCCCAUGUUAUUGUGGGUUGAGUUUGUCAUUGGCCAUUAAAUAAAGCAAUCAGUCCAGUUUCAGACAUUAAAGCUGCUUAUUUUUCCUUCAACAGGUUGUCGAUAAGAGUAAAAGAGACCCAACUGAGGAAAUAGAGGUAACAAAAACAACAACUGAUUUAAUGAAGAAUAUUAACCUAGUGCUAGGUGUUACUUUUCAGUGUCAGCACGUGGGGAAUUAGAAAAAUGUGGUAUCUUCUACCUUAAUUUUAGGGUGGCAGGGAGAUGUAAAGAUGCAUGCAUCACUGCCAGUCUGUUUUAACCCUUUAAGCCCUUAUGUCCACAUGUAAAUUCUCCACACUGAGCUCCGUGUAUGUACUUCUCCUUAGCUUACGUGUAGUCGCACCCUCCCCCCUGACAAAGGAAAAACGGAGAGUGGGAGCGUGACUUCAUCUGGCACGAAUCGUGUUAUGUGACGUCACUCUUAGCCUUUCGUAGAUGCUCCCUCUCUCCAUUUUUCCUUUGUCCGGGGGAGGGUUUGGCUAUACAUAAGCUAACAUUUCCUUAAAGAACAAGUGGAGAGGGUUUGAUAAAUGAUCACCGGCUUAUUUCUUGGAUGAUUAUUUUGUUUUAUUCUCUUACCUUUUACCCUGAUUAUAUAUGGAUAUUGUGCGGAGAAAAUUUAUGUUGGUCACUCUUGAUGGGGGUUUAAGCACAUUUUAACACAAGUAUUGGUUUUACAUGUCAUUGUUUACUUGUUUUAGCUAAUGCUGACAUGCAGUACUAUUUUUCAUCAGAUUCUUUUGCGGUAUGGAAACCAUCCAAACGUUAUUCACCUGAGAGAUGUAAGUUCUAUAUUGAACGAAUACGUUUUCCCCAUUCUCUCAUUACCCACUUUUCUUGACGAUUAAUCACAUUGUAUUGUUUGUUGUGCUGUUUCAUUCCUUUGAAAGGCUGGAACCCGGGAGUCAUUUCAUAAGUAGGUGGAGAAUGAUUGGGUGAUCCUAGUCCUGAAUAGGACUUUUGCUGACAGUGACUGAUGUUUCAACAACCUGUGCGGUUGUCAUCUUCGUGUCAAUGUAAGUUAUAUCAUGUCAGUUGAUGGUAUCAGGUCAAUAACUAGAGUUGAAUGCCAUCAACUGAUGUGAUACGACUCACUUUGACUCUGAAGAUUUCCACCACACAGGUUGUUAAAACUUCAGUCACUGUCAACAACAGUCCUAUUCAGGAGUUUAUUCACAAGGACAAUCGUGCUCCACCUACUUAUGUUUCCUUUGUGGUUUCCUUGUACUUUGGUAUCCAGAGAGUGACUGUCGUGAAUCUUAUACUGUUUGAAGAAAAAAGAGAUGAUCGACUUCCUUGGAAUUGCAAACAUUAAGCUCAUGUAUCAUUAUUGUUCUGUUUGCUAGGUUUAUGAUGAUGGUAAAAACGUGUUCAUGGUCAUGGAGCUGAUGAGAGGAGGCGAACUCUUGGACAGAAUACUGAAACACAGGAGUCUUUCAGAAAGAGAAGCUGCACUGAUAAUGUACUCUCUUGCUAGCACGUUCGCAUUCCUUCAUGAGGAGGGGGUAUGUUUAACUUUUUUUUUAUUAUACAUUGUAGUAAGUUGCUAUCUGUUUUCUUAUUGGCCCGUUCACCUUGGAUACAUCACUGAGAUGAAUUGACCAACAGAGACUGGGAAAACGCUGUACAGGGACUAGGCAAUGAGCACCAUAUACAGUGGUGGUCAUUCUAUAGAGUGCCUUUGAGCCUUGGAUACAAUUCUUUUAACUUGUAUCAGCUAUAUCAGAUGACUUAAGCCACUUUUAACAACUGAGCUACUAUUCAAAUAUUCUCAGUUUAGACAGAUAAAAGUGACUUGUUCAACCAAACCAAAGCUAUCAAGUUUUCUUUGAAGAGUGCAAUUUUUUGGUUUCCAAUAAAUUGUACCAAGGGUACAUAGGGUAAAUUAGACAUAGGGUACCAAUAAAUUGUUAAUUUCUUUCCCAGGGUCAAGGAUUAAGAACUUAAGCGGCAUGCAUACACUUGUUCUUAAUUAGUUGGGAGUACUCCUUAUGCCAUAAAAAUAAAUUCAUGUCUUGCUGUUGUUACAGGUUGUACACAGGGACCUAAAGCCAAGCAAUAUCAUGUAUGCAGAUAACAGCGGCACUGCAGAAUCACUAAGAAUAGUCGACUUUGGGUUUGCCAAGCAGAUCCGAGCAACGAACGGCCUUCUGAUGACACCUUGUUACACAGCAAAUUUUGUGGCCCCUGAGGUUCUAAAGAAACAGGGUUAUGAUGCUGCAUGUGAUAUCUGGAGUCUUGGUGUUCUACUGUACACCAUGCUGGCUGGGUAAGUUACAAAGUGGUGUAGGGAACUUAAACCUUUCACUGCCAGAGUGAAUGAUGGAGUUUUGUGAGGUGGUUCUUACAACUGUACUUUUGAUUCUGUGGAUGAAAUCCUAUGGUGUUACCACUCAAAUGAAACCUCUUUAGCAGUACUUUCACAUGGUGCUAUUUAUUUGUUAUGUAGUUCUAACUUUUUUGUCUGUGGACAAAAUCCUAUGGAGUGACCAUUCAAAUGAAAUCUCUUAGGAAGCUCUUUCAUGUGGUGCUAUUUGUUUUUAAAAAUUUUACGAAAUGAAAUUUGGGAUUUUUGUCGAAUUUGCCUUUUUGUCACAUUUGGCAGUGAAAGGAUUAAGCAAUGAUGUUUUUGAGCAAUGCAUAUCAACCGGAAGUGAGGCCUUUUCCACUUUAAUUUGCCUUGAUGCUAACUACCAAAUGCGUAUAUAUGUGCUAAAUUUCUUACACUUAUAGAGACAAAUUGCCCCAAAAUUUGGGCAAAACCACUGGCCAAGAAUGCAAAAGUCUGUUUCCGGUAGACGUGCGUCGCUAAAAAAUGUCUUGCUUGAGGUCCUUUAUGAUUCUCCACUAGUGGAGCUAGUAAGGACGUGUAAUGUUUGGAUCAUGCGUUGUCCAGUAAUCUGUGGUAAGAUUGUUAGAGUCGUACAUGUAAGUAGCCUGCGUUGCAACCGGCCCACGUAUCGCGUAAACCAUUGGUGUGGCUAUAAGCAGAUGGUUUAGGGUGUCUGCAACGCAGGCUAAGAUGUAAGCCAUCGGCCAUUUUGAAGUUGUGCUCAUGAUCAGGUUGUUGGUAUGUUGAUUUGCAUUAUGAGGUUAUUUUAGUUUGCGAACUUUGACCCAUUUUUCCACCGAACCACGUAAUAGGCAAUGAAAGAAGUGUCAGCGUCCCCAAAGCAAUCCCAUAAUGCAAUUCGACACAACACUGACCUUCCCAGUCAAACUGGUUUUAAUACGGUUUUUUUCAAGAUGGCGUUAUUUUGUUAUAAGUCACUACUAGAUUUCAUUUAGAUUUUUCCUUCUUAUUCAAAUUCAGUUUACUGUAAACCUUACCACAACAAUGCCUUAACUUCAGUUUCCAAACACAGAAAUUCCCCAAUUCCUAUUAAUAAAGCUUUUUGUGUUUACCUUGACAACUUUCCAAAUCAUAGUUUGCAGUUGAUAAAACAUGCGUUAGAAAGCUUUUCUUGAACUCUUUGUAAAAUUAAGCCGCAGCAUAUGAUUGCAUGUUACAUCUUUAAAAUGUAUUCCUUAUCUCUCUCAUAGGCAAACGCCAUUUGCUGUUGGGCCAGAGGAUUCUGCUUCUGUCAUCUUGGCGAGAAUAGGAGAAGGAAAGUAUUCCCUUGUUGGAGGGGCCUGGGACAGCAUGUCAGAUGUUGCCAAGGUAACUAAUUGUAUCAAUAGUUGGAUAUCUAUUUUGUUAUUUUCGUUCAGCCCUAUGAUUACUAAAUUUAUGGGAAUAUGCUUAUUCAUAAUCAUUUUGCCUUUUCUUUAGGACUUGGUCAGACAAAUGCUUCACGUAAACCCGCAUCUGCGACUAACGGCAAAACAGGUAAAAAAAUGUUUUUCAGGGAAUUAAGAUACUUUAGUUACUUUUCGACGUGAUUCUAAAAGUGGGUUGAAUAGUUAUCUCAGGGAUUUCUUGGUUGAUUCUGGGUACGAAUUUGUAGAGUUAUUAAGUCAGUUCCUGUAACAGCGAUGGUGUAAUGUUAAACCGAAUCCAAACUUAGCACUUUGUCCAAUCACAAACGUCACCAGCAAUCCAAUGAACCACUCAGAAAUCGGAUAAAAUACAUGUCGCGGGUAUUAAGGGCGGGAAACACGUGCACGAGUCACAAGUUGUUUUGGUAUUACCUCUGAUUGGUUAAGAAAGUGGCGUGACUUUCUUUCAGCCAAUCACAAAUCGUUGCUAUGAAAACCCAAGCUAAUCGCAAAGAAAAAGAGUUUUGUCGGGGGAGGUUUCAACUCCGGAUUUAACCUUUUUGCUGUUGAAGGCCCCUCUUACUCGAACUCCCAAGGGAAGCAAAUGACACUGUCGACACUCCGAGAAUUUGAUUUGCCGAGCUAAAUUUAUCGGAAAAUUAAGCAGAACGGAAAGUGCGGUUACUUCGAGUUUUCGGGAAGUUCAAGUUAACGAGGUUAUGCUGUAAUCUCGCUGCAUUGUCUUGUUGGAUGUUGACCUUGUUUUACGUUCCACCAUACAGGUUCUUCAACAUCCCUGGGUUGUAAGCCGCUACCAGCUGCCUCAAAUCAGACUACACCAAGUUAGUAGUGUCUCAAGAAUCAAAGAAGCAGUCAAGGCAACCUUCUCAGCACUCUCUUCUCCUGACAACAAGAGGCUAAAGCCUGUUCAUGCCUCGCUGCUGGCACAGCGAAGAACCACCAAGAAAUCACCGAAAUGAGUAGUUUCGAGUUAUUUUUGUAACUGAAUUUUUGUACGUUUUUCUACGUUCUAGGGUUUUUGAUGACACGGUAGGAAAGCUCUUUAGAUACGGUUUACUUUGUACUAUAAUCGCCUCAGAGAUUUGGAUGCAUUUGUAGGCACAAAUCCAACAUUGGUAAAAAAUGUAACCACCACAAAAACAAGCAAACAAACAAACAAACAAAUGCCAGGGUUUUUUCACUGUUGUAAGGGAGAAUUUACGCGGUUUUUUCAUGUCAGUCCAGUUUACCGGGCUUUAAAUUGCGUUCUUCAUCAGAUACAUUGGGUCUAUGACAUCUUGUUCUUUCGUGCUUUCUUGUUUUGUUAAUUCCAUUGCUCAGAUGUUCUGAGAUUUCAACUUGAUAAAUUGAAAUUGUCUAGGUAUUGUGCAUAAUGCAAUGACCAAAUGAAAGAAAAAUACCGACUUGGCAGUACAACCAGAAAGCAAACUGAACUACAUCAAAGACUCGUAAGAGGUUGACAUUCAUCCCCAGUCUUCUCUUAUUUGUCCCUCGACUCUUGACCUGAGUAUGAAUCAUAAGAGACGAAUGGGUACGAGUGGCGCCUGGUAGAUUUCAACUUUGUGGUUAUAUAACAAUGUCGUUCACAGACGCAAAAUGUUAACCAUUAACUUUUAGUGUCAUAUCAUUAUUAAUAUUUAUGAAAAUGCAAACGUGAUGUCAUCACAAUGCAGAGAAAAACAAACAAACAAAUACAGAUAAUAAUUGCAAAUUACUUUCAAGACUUUUUGUUCGCCACGCGAAAUUCGUAGUUUUUUUGUCGUCAUUUCUAUGAUUCUGACCAGCAGAACUAAAGUGUAAAAAUAAUUGAAUGAUACAUUGAAUAAUGUUUUUGCUACAUGUAAAAUGAAUUAAAUUGACAAAAUAACUUUUCAAAUUCACCAUUUGAUUACAACUGUUUUAGGGAUGAGUGAGCUAUCAAGUCCCAAAAAGUGACCAACAUCAAUUUUCUCCUCACAAUAUCGAUACAUACUCAAGAGAAAGGGUGAGGAGAAUUAAUAGUAUGAUCAUUUAAAGGAAAAUUCUUUGAUCUUUUAACACAUUCUUUCAAUUUAUUCUAUAAUAAGUGUAUAGAGAUCAGUGUGGAAAAUUUGGGAUCAUUGUAAGUUUCUUGGAAACUGCCCACCUACCCCUCCCCUAAGCCAACAUUAACACUUACUUCUCUUUUAGGGCGAAAUGUUGGCUUAGGGCAGGGGUAGGUGGGCAGUUUCCCGGAAACUUAAAAUGAUCCAAAAUUUGUAUAUGGAUGUUGGGGCUUAAAAGGUUAAAAUUGGUUUCGCUCUUGGUUUGCUGCACAUUACAAUCCCAGAAAAUUGUUUAUCAAUUAAAAUGUACCAUAUAUUAGUUGUUUUUCAAAGACUUUGUUGGACAAGUUUAUACAAGUUUAUACUAGAUUAUAUACAGUGCAUUUUUUGGAAGAAUACAUUUACAGCAGUUGCUGUAACCUUUAGCCUAUAUACAGAUUAAAAUAAGAGACGUCCGUGUGCAGGCUAUUAACUUGUUACUAUUAACUUCGCAAAACAAAUUCUUUUAUAGUCAAGGUAUUUUCAUCAAGGGAAUGAUUUGAAUGUAUCCCGUCAAAGUAGAUUUCGGAAAAUAUUGAAGGAUAUUUCAUUAGCACACUUGAACUUCACAAUUCGGUAGCACACAAGAUAGAACGAGAUAGAAGCCGUUUAUUUGAAGAGAGCUGGUCUUCCUCAAAUUCCCAUGAAGAUACCAGUUAGGUUUCCGGUGAUAGUUACGACUAUGGAAGUUCUUUACCCGUUUGCCUCGUUUUCGCUCCAGUGAUUUUCAAAUAGGCCAUUUCCGAGAUGCCUAAGGCCUCUGUUCCAAAGAGAGGCUAAGUGCAAAACCAUUGAUAUAAAUAUGAUUAUUUAUUUUCAAGCAAAUGAAAUUCAUUUCUACAAGGAAGGUUUUGCACUUGGCCUCGUUUUGAAAGUGAGAAUGUGGAUCUCGGAAAAAGGCCUAUUGCUCC
This is a messenger RNA of Porites lobata, 19389 nucleotides long. Lineage: Eukaryota; Metazoa; Cnidaria; Anthozoa; Scleractinia; Poritidae. The record is from the annotation of a GenBank genome assembly.